Messenger RNA from Oryzias melastigma (Indian medaka), 2822 nucleotides. RefSeq names its product MINDY family member 4B (gene mindy4b). The transcript has 11 exons. Bases 73 to 1374 code for a protein of 433 amino acids. NCBI's taxonomy places the organism in Eukaryota, Metazoa, Chordata, Actinopteri, Beloniformes, Adrianichthyidae. The record is from RefSeq and is a predicted model, not a curated record. Gene Ontology annotation, molecular function: K48-linked deubiquitinase activity; cysteine-type deubiquitinase activity. Gene Ontology annotation, biological process: protein K48-linked deubiquitination.
UCCACACACAAGUCCCAGUAGAACCGCUCAGAGGAGACAGAACCUGGGUGUGGGCGGUUCUGCUACAGGGUGAUGAUGUCAGACUGUGGACUGGAUUACAUUGAGCUGCUUCAACAGGAAGUGGACCGGACCUCCGCUAAGCUGCUUUACCUGAGGAAUGAGGAGGAGCCAGAGGAGGCCCCGCCCCCCAGGCAUACCCCACACACCUGCUCCGCCCCACGGCGGCUGGCCAUCUCCCCAGGCCUCGGAGGGAAACCCCUAACACCUCCGUUUACAGAGAACCUGAGGCGGCUGCUGUUCGGGAGGACGGUCCGCGUCUUCAACUUUGAUUGGAGGAAAUCCUUUUUUCACUUUAGAGAACCAAACUCUGAGCUGUCCUAUGCCCUGCAGGUGGACCAGGGCGGGGCUCGGGCUGUUCAGAUGGUCAUCCAGGCUCGCAUCAUCAAACAUCUGCUCUUCAGCCAGCAGGGGGGCUCAGAGGGGCGUUCGCUGCUCAGUCUGACAGAACUAGGACCACCAGAACAGCAGGGGGCGCUGGCAGCUGCUCUCUCCGACAGCCUCUGGUUGGCCGGUCAGGAGGAGAGUGCCACGGUAACCAUGGUAACAGAGGAUGACAGCCCCAAGCCCCCCUCAGAGUACAGACUGGACCUCCUGACAGAAAAGAUGCACACGUUCGUCUUCAACAGGAAAGAGGAGCUCAGUAGCUUCCUGUUGGACCACAUCCACUGUUUUCAGGAAGAAGGCGGUCAUGGCGUUGUCCUCUUUCUGUACAGUCUGGUCUGUUCCAGAACCAUCGACAGGAUCCGGGAGGAUCUGGACUCUUCCACUGCCCAUCUACUCCAGCGCAGACUGGGGAACUUUGUAUGCAGCCAGGCUUUGCUCAACCUCCUGCUGACCGGCAGAGCCACUCCUCACGUCUGCAACGGCACUCAGGCUCCUGGAGGGGGCGCUGCUCCUCUGGACCCCCCUCUGCAGGGGGUUCUGUCCCGUGGUGAUAUUGGUUACCUGCACUGGAGCCGAGAGCAGAUGGACCGGGACCGACUGCUUCAGGUGGGAAGCAUGCUGAAGACCCCCCGCUUUCCAGUGUGGCUCUGCUGCAUCAACAGCACCUACUCGGUUCUGUUCAGUCUGACCCGUUCUCUGCUGUCCGACUGGAGAACCGAACACCAGUUCCAGCUGUUCUACUACAACGGCCAGAACUCCCAGAACUCCACGGCCCGGCUGACCAUCGACACUCACUCGCACCACUGGGAGGCGCCCUCCGUGGAUCCUGGCGUGGACCUGGAGAAGAGGUUCCCUUCACUGGAGAUGACCAUCAGGACUAAGUGGGAGGGGGCCUCCAUCAACUGGGGAGGCAUCCCCCCGUUCUACUGAGCAGACCAGAUCCAGAACCAGAUCUGAGGAUCCAGGUCGGAGGAUCCAGUUCCAGAUCCAGAUCUGAGGAUCCACAGAAAGGCUGGACGGCAGACCGCCAACAGAACCUCGUCCCGUUCCGUCUGUGGUUCCUCGCCGUUUGUUUGAUCCGUCGUUUCCCUCACAUGGACUUCAUGUGUUUGGUGGAUCUGGUUUUCUUUCGGUUUGAACUCGUGUUUGGUAGACUCCUGAUCCUGUUGGGUCUGAAUGUGACUUCAGCACGAAUGAAAGUUUGUUGUUUUAGUAUUUUUGGUUUUUAUCGUGAAUGGUUCAGAUCUGUGUGAUCCAGAAUGUUGAUAUAAAUCUGCCUGACUGGAUCCAAACUGGUCUUGAGGCUCAAAAGAACCAUAGAAAUGGAACCGUCCCACAUUCAGACACAAACCAGGAGGAAGUCCGCUUCAGGGGGACUUCCUCCUGCUGCCAUAUUUGGUAAGAUGACAUCAUCAGACAGUAAAUGAGCCGAUUUAUAACCUCGUGUUUAUAUUUGAUCAUCAACUUAAAGUUCUAAAAUAAAAUUAUUAAAACGUUUUCGUUGGUACCUGUCAGAACACCACCAGGGCCCGUUUCAAGAAGCGGGUUUUGCUAAACUCUGAGUUUGUGAACUCUGAGUUGAGGAAAACUCAGAGUUUCUGGUUUCAGAAACGGAGGUAACUUAAACCUGUGAAAGUGGGUCAAACCAAACUAAAACCCAAUAGUGAGCAAUGAUCAGAAGAAUACACUUAAAACCUCAAAAAGUAGAGUUUUCCUGGUGUGGCCCUGUGAGGAUUCGUGAUCGCAUCCUCCCUAACUUGAAAGAUGACCAUGUGACAUUUUUGUUUUGUGUUCGCUCCAUUAAUUCCUCUUGGUUUUUGAGUGUCUACCAGAGGGGAGUGUUUCCAUGAAGGACCACCAGCUGAAAUAGAGAGGGUGGAUGUGGAGACCUUUUCUUCUGUUUUGUAUUGUUGUUGUGAUCAUGGGUUCAGUUUCUUAUUAGUUUUCUCAGUCACUUAUGGUUAGUUGAACGUCUCAUUUUAUCCAUUUGUUUUUACACUCACUGUUUAUAUUUAGUCAGGCACCCCCCCACUGCUAAGUUUAUGGUAUGGUCUAAAUUAUAUAUAAGUGGGUUUUUGUGAAGUUGAGGGGAAUUAUUUUUGGGCUGCCAUGUCACUCUGCCUAUGGUUGAAAUUAAAAGAAGAAUCCGAGCUCUGAAGAUGCCCGUCUCUCUGUGGUUUUUGGUUCCUCCAUCAGCUUUCCAUUCAUGCUGAGGGUCCACCUUCGGCCAACCUUCACGGGCCCCUUUCAAAUCCCCCUACAACAAAUUUUUUAUUUUCUUUAAAUGUUCCCAGUGGGGUUUUAAUUAGGACUGUGAAGUUUUUAACAAAAAUUCUACAUCCUAAUUGUUCUGUUGAUCUGAAGCCUUGACAGAUGAC